Messenger RNA from Alternaria triticimaculans, 612 nucleotides. RefSeq lists its product as uncharacterized. NCBI's taxonomy places the organism in Eukaryota, Fungi, Ascomycota, Dothideomycetes, Pleosporales, Pleosporaceae. The transcript has 3 exons. Bases 1 to 612 code for a protein of 203 amino acids. The record is from RefSeq and is a predicted model, not a curated record.
AUGGAUGUGGCACUGAGCCGCAAACGCUCGCGCCUGACUGUUGACGAGGACGAGGACGAGGUCCAGCGGAGGAGGGAGCCCUCGCCGGCUCUGCCGCCAUUGGGCGAUGCGCUGAAGAGGUCGAAGACGCAGUGCGAAUUGGAAGAGCUAGAUGUUAUAAGUCGGGAAGAAGCAUGGAGCGUGGAUGUGGAUGCGAUACUGGGUAGCAGUACGCUCGCGACUCCUGGGAAUGUUCAAGUCCAUUACGACCUGCUUUGCUCCGCUCUCCCAGACCUCUACGCGCUCUCGCCCUCUCUACAGCCCUUCGUCCUCUGCCACGACCCCUCGACACAUAGACUCCCUUCUUCCGCGCCCUUUUCGUUACCCCUGAUACAAGCCGCGACUCCCUCGAACAACCACUUCGUCCGCCUAGGCCUUCUACAUCCCCUUGGUGGAGGCAAGUUCCCAUUAGAUGCACUCGUGGUUUUGGAUAAGAAGGGCAGAAGGAGGCUAGUUCUACCAUUUGGCUGGGGUGCUGGCAAGCAUGCGGAUACACCUGCCGGACGGAGUAUACAGCUACGGUUGAUGGCAUUGCUGAGGAGCUGUGUCGCGAUGCUAGAACAGGAACAAUGA